GAGGACGCGUGCAGGAGGAGCUACAGGUGGAGGAGCAGUGAGGGAGGAAGAUAAUGAGGGCAGCAGGAGUCCAGAUGAGGAGGUGAAGGGAGGAGGACGGAGCACAACGUGGAGAUAUGAGAGUGCAGAGAUAAAACCAGAGGAACAAGAAGAAGGAGCAGACUACCUGCUGGAGAGGAGCCUCUAAAACCACAGAACCAAACCACUGGCAGACCGAUGAUGGUGAGAAAAGAGCACCUAAAACGAUCUGAUGGAGUAUGUCGAACCUCUGGGCCUGAAACUGACCUGAGUCCUCACUUGACCGCCGUACCAGCGAGAUGUUAAGUCCAGGACAAAACCUGCAGCUAAACUCUCCAUAAUGGAAAAUGUGACGCCCAGCGGCUCCCCAGGUGACACCAGCCUGAUGGACUACAACUACCUGGUCUUGGUGCUUGGCAUCGUCUUGAUCCUUGUCAUCAUCCUGGGGAACAUCCUGGUGUGUCUGAGCGUGCUCACCGAGCGCUCACUGAAGACCGCCACCAAUUACUUCAUCAUCAGCCUAGCGGUAGCUGACCUGCUGCUGGCUGUGCUCGUGCUGCCUCUCUACGUCUACUCGGAGUUCCUAGGAGGAAUCUGGACCCUGAGCACCUCCAUUUGUGAUGCUCUGAUGACCAUGGAUGUGAUGCUCUGCACCGCCUCCAUCCUAAACCUCUGUGCCAUCAGUGUGGAUCGGUAAGUCACCAUUACCUUCAUACAA
Cyprinodon tularosa is the source of this 736-nucleotide messenger RNA. Its product is annotated as D(4) dopamine receptor-like. Gene Ontology annotation, molecular function: dopamine neurotransmitter receptor activity, coupled via Gi/Go; G protein-coupled receptor activity. Gene Ontology annotation, cellular component: membrane. The record is from RefSeq and is a predicted model, not a curated record. The coding region runs from base 359 to 715 and encodes 118 amino acids. The transcript is spliced from 4 exons. NCBI's taxonomy places the organism in Eukaryota, Metazoa, Chordata, Actinopteri, Cyprinodontiformes, Cyprinodontidae. Gene Ontology annotation, biological process: adenylate cyclase-activating adrenergic receptor signaling pathway.